CGCGAGGUAAAGCGCACUCCGGGAGAAAGCGACCCGCUGACACUGCCACUGGGUGUGCUUCAUUAUUUUUUGUGCAUUUUUCGACCGAUUCGAAUCUCCAUCAGCUACUUAACAAAUCUACCGGCAGAAGGAGGAUUGCGACUUGUUGAGCAACUGUCAAACCUUCGCUGCGAGAUUUGAGUGUCGCAGUAGUAAAAAUGGGGCAUCCAAUGGAUGAUUUCUGCGGUUCUAAAUUUUGGGACUUAAACCUUACGUGGUACACGGAUGAUCCGGACCUGACGCCAUGCUUCCAGCAGACCGUUCUAGUGUGGACACCAUGCGCAUUCCUGUGGGUGUUUUCGAUACUGGAGUUGUACUACUUGCGAAAAAGCCUAAACAAGGAUGUGCCAUGGAGUUUUGUGAAUAUGUCCAAGCUUUCCCUCACCGGCUUGCUGGUCGUUUUGACUGUUGUGGAUCUUGUGAAGGCCCUCACGACUGAUGAAUCCCAUGGAUCCAACUACCCGGUGUACUACUACACACCGGCGAUAAAAAUAGCUACUUUUAUAUUUGCGAGCGCUCUAGUGUAUCUUAAUAAGCUCUAUGGCAUGCGCACAUCCGGAUUGUUGUUCUUGUUCUGGCUUCUGUUGGCCAUCUGCAGCAUACCGAGAGUGCGCACAGAAAUACGUCAGCACGAUGCACGCGAAAAUCCUAACGCGUGGGAAGAAUAUCAGUUUAUUAGUUUCAUGAUUUUCUUUGCAAUCACGUGCCUUCUGUUCCUGUUAAACUUUUUCGUCGACAAGGCUCCGCGAGUUUCGAAGUAUGAAAUAACCAAGAAGGACUGCCCCGAGCUGGCCGCCAGCUUCCCAUCGCGAAUCUUCUUCGGUUGGUUCGAUCGUCUUGCAUGGGUUGGCUUCCGGAAGCCGCUCGAGGUGGAAGACCUGUGGAACAUGCGCCCCGAGGACUCGUCCAAGGAAGUUUCGCCGGCUUUUCUCGCCAACUGGAACAAAACACUGGAAAAAACUUAUCAAGCACGCGACACGAGCAACGAUGUGACGUUCAAGAAGCUCGGUGCAAACUCGGCCCGAGUGGAUUUCCGUACGACUAAGGCCAAAUCUAUCGCUUCGAUUUUGCCGGCUUUGAUUAAAACUUUUGGAGGCACCUUCCUAUUCGGAUCGUUCCUGAAGCUCGGUCAAGAUUUGCUAACGUUCGCCUCGCCGCAGAUACUGAAGCUGAUCAUCGGAUUCGUAGGAAGCGAUGAGCCAAUGUGGAAGGGUCUACUCUACGCCAUCACGCUAUUCGUCGUGGCCGGAACGCAGACUUUGUUGCUGGGACAGUACUUCAAUCGUAUGUUCUUCGUCGGUCUGCGCAUUCGUACCGCACUGAUUAGUGCCAUCUACAGAAAGGCGCUGAUUAUUUCCAACAGUGCCCGCAAAGGAUCGACCGUGGGUGAGAUUGUGAAUCUGAUGGCCGUCGACGCUCAACGCUUUAUGGAUCUGACCACGUACAUUAACAUGCUGUGGAGUGCACCGCUGCAGAUUGCUCUUGCCCUGUACUUCCUGUGGCAACUGUUGGGCCCUUCGGUGUUGGCUGGACUGGCGGUGAUGAUCAUUCUCAUUCCCGUGAACGGAGUGAUCGCGAACAUGAUGAAAACGCUCCAGAUCAAACAAAUGAAAAAUAAGGACGAACGAGUGAAGCUUAUGAACGAGGUGCUCAGUGGAAUUAAAGUACUGAAACUUUAUGCCUGGGAGCCUAGUUUUGAACAGCAGAUUCUUAAAAUUCGUGAUAAAGAAGUCAAAGUACUUAAGCAAGCCGCUUAUCUUAAUGCUGGAACAUCAUUCAUCUGGUCCUGUGCUCCGUUCUUGGUGUCGUUAGUCACUUUUGCCACCUACGUGCUGGUGGAUGAGAAAAACGUACUGAAUGCAAGCACCGCUUUCGUUUCACUAUCGCUUUUCAACAUUCUACGAUUUCCUCUGUCAAUGUUGCCCAUGCUCAUCUCUAAUAUGGUGCAAACGAGUGUUUCUGUGAAACGUAUUAACAAAUUCCUGAAUCAGGAAGAACUUGAUCCGGACAACGUACAGCAUGACGAAAAGGAAUCUUCUCCCCUGUUGAUCGAGAAUGGAGUGUUCUCGUGGGGCGGCGAAGAAACCACGCUCAAGAAUAUCAACGUGCGCGUCGAGAAGAAUCAGAUUGUGGCCGUGGUAGGAACCGUCGGUUCGGGCAAGAGCUCCCUGCUGUCGGCGUUCCUCGGUGAGAUGGAUCGAAUUUCCGGACGCGUAAACACACUCGGACGUAUCGCGUACGUGAGCCAGCAGGCAUGGAUCCAGAAUGCCACCCUGAAGGAUAACAUCCUGUUCGGCAAACCGAUGGACCAGCGUAGGUAUAACCGUGUCAUCGAAGCCUGCGCCCUGAAGCCGGAUAUCGAGAUGCUGCCCGGUGGCGAUAUGACAGAGAUCGGUGAGAAGGGUAUUAAUCUGUCCGGUGGUCAGAAGCAACGCGUUUCGCUGGCUCGGGCCGUGUACAACGAUGCGGAUGUGUACUUCCUGGAUGACCCACUCAGCGCGGUCGAUUCGCACGUUGGCAAACACAUCUUUGAGCAGGUUAUCGGCUCGAACGGCGGUCUGUUGGCGAACAAGACGCGCGUGCUAGUGACCCACGGUAUCACCUACCUGCCGAACACGGACAAGAUCUUCGUGCUGCGCGAGGGCGAGAUCUCGGAGAGUGGCACCUACCAGGAGUUGAUGGAUCGAAAGGGUGCGUUUGCCGAAUUCCUCAUCCAGCACCUGCAGGAGGUGAACGAGGAAGAGGAGGACCUGUCCGAGAUCAAACAACAGCUGGAAAACAGUGUUGGUGGUGAGGAACUACUUAAUCAACUCAAGCGCACCAACAGCAGACGAUCACGCAGCGAAAGCACCUCCGAAACGGGUUCCAUUAAGGACAUCUCACGUCAGAACUCCACCACGGACAGUAGCUCAAGUUUGCGUCGCCGAACUUCGGAAAAGGCCCCGGAUGUACCAAAAACGAAACUCAUCGAAACGGAAAAGUCCGAAACAGGAAGCGUAAAAUGGGAUGUGUACAAGCAUUACCUCAAAAGCAUCGGGCUUACGCUGUCGGUCGCGACGGUGAUACUGAACAUGAUAUUCCAGGGAUUCUCGAUCGGCUCAAACCUAUGGUUGUCGCGUUGGUCCACGGAUGAUUCGGCUGAGAAUGAUACCAGCGUUCGGGACAUGUAUCUCGGCGUGUACGGUGCAUUCGGUGCUGGUCAAGUGAUGGCCAGUUUCGCCUGUUCGCUAUCGUUUGCGCUGGGUGCGCUGGUCGCAGCCAGGGAGAUGCACGUGCUGCUGCUACGGUACGUCCUGCGCUGGCCAAUGGAGAUGUUCGACACGACCCCGCUCGGGCGAGUGUUGAACCGUUUCUCGAAGGAUGUCGACGUGCUCGACAACACGCUGCCGCAGGUUCUGCGCUCCUGCCUGAUGAUGUUGUUCGGGGUGGUCGCCACGUUAGUAGUGAUCUGCAUUUCGACGCCGGUCUUUGCGGCCGUGAUCGUCCCGAUCGGAAUUCUGUACUACGCGGUGCAGCGCUUCUACGUUGCCACAUCCCGGCAGUUGAAACGAUUGGAGUCGGUGUCCCGUUCGCCCAUCUAUUCGCACUUUGGCGAAACCAUCCAGGGCGUGCAGACGAUUCGGGCGUACAACGUGCAGGAAAGAUUCAUCAUGGAAUCCGAUGAACGCGUCGAUUCGAACCAGAUCUGCUACUGUCCGAGCAUUAUUGCCAAUCGUUGGCUUGCCGUGCGGCUUGAGAUGGUCGGUAACAUGAUCAUCCUGUUUGCUGCCCUGUUCGCCGUGCUCGGGCGCGAAUCGAUGAACCCUGGACUGGUUGGGUUGUCCGUGUCGUACGCGCUGCAGAUCACACAAACGCUCAACUGGCUCGUGCGCAUGACGUCCGACGUGGAGACGAACAUUGUUGCGGUCGAGCGCAUCAAGGAGUACGGUGAGACGAAGCAGGAAGCUGCCUGGGAAUUGCCAAACAGUACGCUGCCCCGCGACUGGCCCGAACAUGGACAGGUGGAGUUCCGCGACUUUCAGGUGCGCUACCGUGAGGGUCUCGACUUGGUGCUGCGUGGCAUUUCGUUCACCGUGAAUGGUGGCGAGAAGGUGGGCAUCGUGGGACGUACCGGCGCGGGCAAAUCCAGCCUGACGCUUGCGUUGUUCCGCAUCAUCGAGUCGGCCGGAGGGUCGAUCAGCAUCGAUGGGCAUGACAUCUCCAAGCUCGGGUUGCACGCACUCCGCUCGCGGUUGACGAUCAUUCCGCAGGAUCCGGUGCUGUUCUCGGGCACGCUUCGCAUCAAUCUCGACCCGUUCAACGCACACUCGGACGACGACAUCUGGAAGGCACUGGAGCAUGCUCAUUUGAAGGCGUUCGUGAAAGGUCUAACGGCAGGCAUCAACCAUGAGGUAACCGAAGGUGGAGAGAAUCUUUCUGUCGGCCAACGGCAACUGAUCUGCCUUGCCCGUGCUCUCCUGCGUAAGACGAAGGUACUCAUCUUGGACGAAGCCACCGCCGCGGUUGAUCUGGAAACUGACGAUCUAAUUCAGGCUACGAUUCGCAAGGAAUUCAGCGACUGCACGGUGCUAACGAUCGCCCACCGACUUAACACGAUCAUGGACUCCGACAAGGUGAUCGUGCUCGACAAGGGUCAGAUCGUGGAGUUUGCCGCACCGGGCGAGCUGCUGCAGUCGAAAACGUCCGCCUUCUACAGCAUGGCGAAGGACGCCGGAUUGGUGUAAUUAUUAUUGCUAUGCUGUUUCUCGCUUAUAUCUCGCUACCCUAACCGCCAGUAUCAUAUUUUGAGUUUGUUUUCUCGUUCUCUUUGUUUUAAUGUGUUCCCCUCUUCGUUCUUCGUAAUGCUCAUGUAACGUGAUGUGACGACAAUUCGUUCAUAAGAGGUCUUAAGCUCGCUCCGUUGAGCUUUAACUGGGGACGUUUAAGUUAACUUUUCUUCCUGCCUUUUCCCUUUGGUUUUGUUUAUUAUCUUAGUUUAAUCGUUACGCAACAGCACCAAGAGCGGCUAAAUCAACCCUCUGCAUGAUGGUGCUCCUUUUUCUUUUGAUAAUUAUCCUCGUGUUGUUUGACGUGUGUUUUUUCUUAAUUUUUAUCCGGCACAUUUGCUCGCCUGCCAUGGAGAGGUUCACGCUAGCGAUAUUCAGUCUUUUGAAUAUACAACUCUCACUGCAUGAAACAGUUUCCUGCCUAGAAGUAAGGGCAAUUUUUCAUUUACUUAAUAUCAUCUAGUAAACACGUUUACUUAUAUGGGUUAACUCUAAGCCUUCUUCGAUACUUACGACAUCUAUGUUGAGUCGAUCAAUUCCUUUAAAAUUAACAAACAAAAAUCACCACAUGGUCAUGUCUCAUGUACUUACAAAUUGUAAAAGGUUAAUUAAAGAACUCGCAGUAUUUCCGAUACAGGUUUAAAUACAUACACUCCUUAUACACACAUCACAAGCAUAGAAGAGACGGUUCUUCUGCGUAAAAGAUAUAUUCAAGAGUAUACUUUUAGCGUAAAUGGCGAAUAAAACUUAAUGAGCAACUGUAUCUGGCACGUCUGGCUCAA
Molecule: messenger RNA, 5587 nt
Organism: Anopheles coustani
Lineage: Eukaryota; Metazoa; Arthropoda; Insecta; Diptera; Culicidae
Gene: MRP
Product: multidrug resistance-associated protein 1
Exons: 15
Coding region: 198-4763 (1521 amino acids)
Biological process (GO): transmembrane transport
Cellular component (GO): membrane
Molecular function (GO): ATP hydrolysis activity; ATP binding; ABC-type transporter activity
Source: RefSeq, a predicted model, not a curated record